AUGAGACGAACGAGGAGACUAAAAAAGACGAAGGAGGAGAGGAAGGAGGAGACGAAGAGGAAGACGAAGGAGACGAAUGAGACGAAGGAGAAGACUAAGAAAGACAAGAAGGAGGAGAGGGAGAGAAAGAAGGGGACGAAGAAGGAGACAAAGAAGGAGACGAAUGAGACGAAGGAGGAGAGGAAGGGGGAGACGAAGAAGGAGACGAAAAAGGAGACAAAGGAGACGAAGGAGGAGACUAAGAAAGACAAAAGGAAGGAGAGGAAGGGGGAGACGAAUAAGGAGACAAAGAAGGGGACGAAGAAGGAGACGAAUGAGACGAAGGAGGAGCGGAAGGGUGAGACAAAGAAGGGGACGACGAAGGAGAUGAAGAAGGAGACGAAGAGGACGAAGAAGGAGACGAAGGAGGAGACUAAGAAAGACAAGAAGGAGGAGAGGAAGGGGGAGACGAAGAAGGAGACGAAGAAGGAGAUGAAGGAGGAGACUAAGAAAGACAAGAAGGAGGAGAGUAAGGGGGAGACGAAGAAGGGGGCGAACGAGGAGACUAAGAAAGACAAGAAGGAGGAGAGGAAGGGGGAGAUUAAGAAGGGGACGAAGAAGGAGACGAAGAAGGAGGCGAAUGAGACGAAGGAGGAGACUAAGAAAGAUGAAGGAGGAGAGGAAGGAGGAGACGAAGAAGAAGACGAAGAAGACGAAGAAGGAGACGAGGAGGAGACUAAGAAAGACAAGAAGGAGGAGAGGAAGGGGGAGACGAAGAAGGAGACGAAGGAGACGAAUGAGACGAAGGAGGAGAGGAAGGGGGAGACGAAGAAGGGGACGAAGAAGGAGAUGAAGAAGAAGACAAAGAAGACGAAGAAAGAGACGAAGGAGGAGACUAAGAAAGACAAGAAGGAAGAGAGGAAGGGGGAGACGAAGAAGGGGACGAAGAAGGAGACUAAGAAAGACAAGAAGGAGGAGAGGAAGAAGGGGACGAAGAAGGAGACGAAUGAGACGAAGGAGGAGAGGAAGGGGGAGACGAAGAAGGGGAUGAAGAAGGAGACGCAGAAGAAGACGAAGGAGGAGACGAAGAAGAAGACGAAGAAGGAGACGAAGGAGGAGACUAAGAAAGACAAGAAGGAGGAGAGAAAGGGGGAGACGAAGAAGGGGACGAAGAAGGAGACGAAGAAGGAGACGAAUGAGACGAGGGAGGAGACUAAGAAAGACAAGAAGGAGGAGAGGAAGCUGGAAAGAUGAUUGACUCACCUGGAAGAUUGAAGUAUGAAGAGACUAAACAAUAAGAAACAUCAUCACUCAAGGGUUUUAUUGUUGUUAAAGAAUGUUAUCAAUACCUUUUCAGGUGUAUAUGAAAAUUUAUUACACGACUC
Molecule: messenger RNA, 1364 nt
Organism: Stylophora pistillata
Lineage: Eukaryota; Metazoa; Cnidaria; Anthozoa; Scleractinia; Pocilloporidae
Source: RefSeq, a predicted model, not a curated record